CGUGAUACUCAUCUAUCAUAUCCUGAUCUCACCUCGAGCAAGAGUGUACUUCUUCAAGAAGCACAGAGAAAGGUGAUUGAGGGAAGUAAAUCGCUACAAUGCCUCUGAGACCAUCGAUACUUCCAUUCCGCAUUGGAACAGACAUCGUUCAAAUCCAGCGAAUUCGAGACCUCAUCGGCCGUGAAGGCGGCGCUAAAGAACGACUUCGAACUCUCAGCGGCGAUGGAAUCCCUGGCGAAGAAAAUUCGCCCAAGAAGCUGAACCAAUUUAUUCAACGAAUCUUCACUCCAUGGGAACGAAAUCAUUUCCUAAGCAAGUUCCCGAUCAUCGCGAUAUUUGACAACCAACUCCGUCCCGCGGCUCGACAUCUCUCUGGAAGAUUCGCCGCCAAAGAAGCCGUCAUGAAAGCCUUUCCCGGCCGGGCUCUCCGAUUGCAAGAUAUUGAAAUUCGCGUAGCUCCUGGCAACGGUGGCAGGACUGGAGCGCCAUACGCGGUGAUCCUCGAUAAACCUACAUCGUCUGAAAUACCUGCAGAGCAUGAGGGAGAUUCCACCGAAGCUAUCCCGGAAGACGUUGCCGCCAGCGACGUUACCGCCAGCGAGACUGAUGUGGAUGGGCAGAUCGUCCACAUCAGCAUCAGCCAUGACGGUGAUUAUGCCACUGCUGUCUGCAUUGCUCCUGAAGAGCCCACGCCCGGCGAUGUUGGCGGAGAAGCGGCAGCACGAGGACUGUGAAAUCCCAAGUGCUUCCUUGCCUCGAAGAUACCAAAGGAGGAAGAAUUCCAACAGCCUACAACCAUGUUUGAUCUCUGCACAAUGCUAGAGCCCGUGUGGAAAGGCGUCAAGGUAGCUUCCU
Messenger RNA from Dissoconium aciculare CBS 342.82, 855 nucleotides. RefSeq lists its product as uncharacterized. NCBI's taxonomy places the organism in Eukaryota, Fungi, Ascomycota, Dothideomycetes, Mycosphaerellales, Dissoconiaceae. The transcript has 2 exons. The record is from RefSeq and is a predicted model, not a curated record. Gene Ontology annotation, molecular function: magnesium ion binding; holo-[acyl-carrier-protein] synthase activity. The coding region runs from base 99 to 734 and encodes 211 amino acids. Gene Ontology annotation, biological process: fatty acid biosynthetic process.